Messenger RNA from Vanessa atalanta (red admiral), 821 nucleotides. It is a transcript of the gene PTPMT1, whose product is annotated as phosphatidylglycerophosphatase and protein-tyrosine phosphatase 1. NCBI's taxonomy places the organism in Eukaryota, Metazoa, Arthropoda, Insecta, Lepidoptera, Nymphalidae. Gene Ontology annotation, biological process: protein dephosphorylation. The coding region runs from base 90 to 659 and encodes 189 amino acids. The record is from RefSeq and is a predicted model, not a curated record. Gene Ontology annotation, molecular function: phosphatidylglycerophosphatase activity; protein tyrosine/serine/threonine phosphatase activity; phosphatidylinositol-4,5-bisphosphate 5-phosphatase activity. The transcript has 6 exons.
CGCUGUCAUAACAAGAGGUCUCGGUACGGGAUGCAACUUGAAUAACUUAAAUUUUCCCCCACCACGAAAACCAGUCAUCAGCUUUCACCAUGCAGGCCACAGCGAUGUUCGCCAGGGUGACUUUCUACCCCACACUUCUCUAUAAUGUUCUGAUGGAGAAGGUGACCAGCCGGCGAUGGUACGAUAGGAUGGAUGACACUGUUAUCCUGGGAGCUCUACCGUUUCAAGGAAUGACAAAACAGUUAAUCGAGGAAGAAAAUAUAAAAGGGGUCGUCUCUAUGAAUGAAACUUAUGAAUUAAAGAUAUUUUCAAAUGACGCUGAGAAAUGGCGCGAACACGGCGUGCAGUUUCUGCAGCUGGCCACUACAGACAUCUUCGAAGCUCCCGACCAAGACAAGCUAUAUGAGGGUGUACGAUUCAUCAAUCGCUUCCUGCCAGCUGAGAGCAAGCCCAGUAGCGAGCAAGGCCGCGUGUACGUGCACUGCAAGGCGGGACGCACGCGCAGCGCCACGCUCGUCGGCUGCUACCUCAUGAUGAGAAACGGCUGGUCUCCACAGGAAGCGGUGGAACAUAUGAGAAUGAGGCGCCCCCACAUCCUACUACACACCAAACAGUGGCAAGCACUCGAUAUAUUCUACAAGAAACACGUACAGACGUAAUUACCUACCAUAGAUAAUAUACUGUAUAGAUAAAUUAUUAUAACUUAAACCAUAGACAAUGUUUUGACAAUUGCUUCACUUUCUAUAUUAGAAAGUGAUUUUGAUGCCAAAAUAAACUGAACUUCAAUAAAGAAAAUAUUAUAUUAAAUCACAACAAUGUUU